Mizuhopecten yessoensis (Yesso scallop) is the source of this 3371-nucleotide messenger RNA. Its product is annotated as flocculation protein FLO11-like. The transcript has 4 exons. The record is from RefSeq and is a predicted model, not a curated record. NCBI's taxonomy places the organism in Eukaryota, Metazoa, Mollusca, Bivalvia, Pectinida, Pectinidae. Bases 303 to 3371 code for a protein of 1022 amino acids.
AUCCGGUUGAAAAAUACGGGAACCGCUUUCAACAAAACUUAGUGUUUUUGGUGUUGUAUAAUGUUAUGUAAAAACCUGCUGUAUUUCGGGACAGAUUGGAGUGUCUCGUUUAUCUACAUGAAGCAUACAUUAAUAUGGUGUUUUCAGAUGAACUUGGCUGGCACUAUGGACAACAUUUUUGAAAGUGUUUGAAAGAGGUCCGGUGAAAACAAGAAGAUAUUAUAACUAUUCAAUUAAAAAAUUAAUAUUACAUUUGAGUAUUAAUUCCUGUAAUCAAGCUCAUCAUACCUUGAUGAAAAGUCAUGGAUUCAUAUGAUCCUAACUGUGGCUUAGAGAUGGACUGUGAAGAGAAGAAUGAUGAGGUAUUUCAAACUUUCCUGUGUAGAGGCAAUAAAGGGGUAGAGGUAACAGACCAAGGAGACAUGUACAUCGUUAAAAGUACCACAGACCUUUCAGAUUUUGAAGACAUAGCUGAAGGAGAUGCAGAGUUAAAGAAUACCUUUGAGUGUCCUGAGGAAGACAUCAGUGAGGAAGAUGCAAAAAGUUCAGAUGAGGAAGAUGAUCGUAACGAUAAGGACUGGACAGGAAGUGAUGCUGCAUCCUCAUCCGAUGGUAGUUCUAGUAGUAGUAGUGAAGACUACACUGAUGAGGAAAUGGGAAGUGAAUUCAAAGAUUUAACAGAGAAAGUGAAAGUCAAUAGAAAGAAGAAAGUGGGCGGUGAAACUAACUUUUCUGUCUUUAGUAAGAAGAAAAAAGGAAGGAGAAAGACUGAUGUUCCAGUAAGUGGUAGAAAAGGCAAUGACAGCAGUAAAAUUACUGUACUGAGGAUUGGACUUGAUAAUCAGGUUCUGUCCCAAACCAUCAUCACUGAUGAAAAAAGUGUUCAAAUGGCAUUGAAAAGUCUCAAGGAUUGCAACAAAAAAGUAAAAGCACCAGUUAUGGCUUUGAAGAAAACCAAAUUGAAUGUACAACAUGGUAAACAAGAGAGUACCCUCAAAACAAUUCCAGGAAGGAUCAUUAAGGUGAUCAAAGUUGUGGGACCAAAAGGUGCAACAAUCAUAGGCCAAGCACUGAAUGCCAGGGGAGAUUGUUCACUGAAAAAGUCUAACAACACAGCACUGAAUGCCAGGGGAGAUUGUUCACUGAAAAAGUCUAACAACACAGAUUCAGUUCUUUGGAAGGAAAAAGCAAACCAAAUGUCAGCUGAUUUAAUUCAUGUGAGGAAGGAAGAGGUGACCGAAAUGUUAGUAGAUUCAGCAGAAUCCAGGAAAGAUUGGAUCAAUUCUACAGAAGUAACACAGACAGUCAGUACAUUAAAUAACUCCUCAAGUAUAUCCAAGGCAGUUGAAAAGGGAGACAUAUCAUCAAAUAUAACAGUUUUUCCUGGCACAAUUUGGAAAGGAGAUUUCACUUCAUCAUUAGGAGCCUUAAGUGUUGGACAGGAAAACAUUAGUAAUGUGACUAUCAAGCAGGAACCCAACAAUGACUUUGAGCCUUGUAAUUACACACCCAUUCUAAAGGAUUCAAAGGAUGAACUUAAACCACGUUAUAGUCAUGUGACCUUCACACAGGAACCAAAGGACGACCUUGAACUUGAUAGUAAUAUGGCAGUUCUACAGGAACCAGAAUAUAACAAUGAACCUUGUAGUUACCUAGCUAUCAUGAACGACCAUAACUAUACUUGUAAGUCUGAUGUUGAUGUACCCUGUAUCAAACAGGAACCUCAUGAUGACGUGCAUGAGUUGAUGAGGACAAGCACUGCAGUGACACAGACAAUCCUGGAGGGUGACUCGUCAUGUGGUAGAUUUGUGGGGUCAAGUAGUGAAACAGAAUAUAUUAGUUCCUUAUCAGUUCCUUCUCAACCCACUCAUCUUCAUUUAAAAAGGAAACAAUCUGCAGAGACAAAUAAAUGUCUAGAAAAGAAAGUGUCAAAGAGCAUGAAAUUGGAUCAAUCGGCAUCAUCACAGUCCACAGUGAAACCCCUAUCAUUUCAGCCGUUAUCAUCACAGUUGAUAAUAAAACUCCCAUCAUUAAAGUCUGCACUAAAAUUCACACCAUCUCAUUCUGUAAAACAAUCCACAUCAUCACAGUCCACAGCAAAAUCCACAUCCUCACAGUCCACAGUAAAAUCCACAUCAUCACAGUCCACAGUGAAACCCCUAUCAUCUCAGCCGUUAUCUUCACAGUUGAUAAUAAAACUCCCAUCAUUAAAGUCUGCACUAAAAUUCACACCAUCUCAUUCUGUAAAACAAUCCACAUCAUCACAGUCCGCAGCAAAAUCCACAUCCUCACAGUCCACAGUAAAAUCCACAUUAUCACAGUCCACAGUGAAACCCCUAUCAUCUCAGCCGUUAUCAUCACAUUUGAUAAUAAAACUCCCAUCAUCACAGUCUAAACUAAAAUUCACACCAUCCCAUUCUGUAAAACAAUCCACAUCAUCACAGUCCACAGUGAAAUCCACAUCCUCACAGUUCACAGUAAAAUCCACAUCAUCACAGUCCACAGUGAAACCCCUAUCAUCUCAGCCGUUAUCAUCACAGUUGAUAAUAAAACUCCCAUCAUCACAGUCUAAACUAAAAUUCACACCAUCACAUUCUGUAAAACAAUCCACAUCAUCACAGUCCACAGUGAAAUCCACAUCCUCACAGUCCACAGUAAAAUCCACAUCCUCACAGUCCACAGUGAAAUCCACAUCCUCACAGUCCACAGUGAAAUCCACAUCCUCACAGUCCACAGUAAAAUCCACAUCCUCACAGUCCACAGUGAAAUCCACAUCCUCACAAUCUACUGUACAAUUCACAUCCUCACAGUGUACAUUACAAUCCACACGACCACAGUCUACGGUAAAAUCUACACCAUCUCUGUUCAAAGUGAAACUCAUUUCAUCAAAGUCUGGAAAAAUAAUUGGUGACAAUGUUGACAAUAAAAAAACAAACAAAAAUAUAUUACACCAGAACAAUUUCCAUAAAGAUGAGGACACCAUUCCUUGUCCAUUGUGCAAGCUAUGUUUUCCAUCUAUGGUGGAAAUGGCAAACCAUGCCGCUGUGCAUUAUGUCUACAAAUCUAUGAAGGAUAAAUACAAGUGUGAUAUUUGUAAGAAAAUGUUCUCGUGGGAUUAUCAAUUAACAAUGCAUCAAUCAACAGUGCAUGCAUCUGAAAAACAUAGAAAGAUUAAAUCCACAUGCUCACAGUGUACAUUACAAUCCACACGAUCCACACGAUCAAAUUCUACGGUAAAAUCUACACCAUCUCUGUCCAAAGUGAAACUCAUUUCAGCAAAUUCCAUAGCAAAACUUACACCAUUACAUCCCAUAGCGAAAACAAUUGUACCAUCACAGUCCACAGUAAAACUAACAUCAUCAAAGUCCUGA